UAAUGAAAAGAGGUUUACAACAAUACUUCUUCUCAAAAUAGAGAAUGGAAAUAUUUUUUUUAAAAGAUUGUGUACAAGGAUUUCAAGGAGAAGUACGCAUUGUAAAACCUGGAUUUUUUGAGAAAAAUCUCUUUCCAAUGGCCUUAGCAUAUUAGAAUCUGCCAGGAUAUAGAAGAAGGUACUAAGAGUUGAAAUUUCAAUUAUAGAUUAUUACCCAAUCUUGAUGAAGAGAAGUUAGAAAAUAAAAUUUAAAGAAGAAAGGAUAUUAAGUUGUUUUAACAAAAAAUUGCAGGAAUCCAUUUAGAAUUUGUUAGACCUCCUAAAUUUUCAAAUCCAAACCUUCUUAAAGAUCCUAUAGAUGACAAAUUAAUUAUUGAGGAAGUUUAAUAAAGAUUCAAAUUACAAGUAUAAUUUAUGCAUAUUUACUAUAGGUUACCAAAAAUCAUUUGUUGUCUAUGUUUAACAAAAUUACUACAUAUGGAUAAUUUACAUUAUAAAUUGAAAACUUCUACAGUCCAGAAUUAUAAGAUUAUACAACAUUUCAAAUUACAGUAGUGACCAAAAAGCCUAUUAUGAAAGUCUAAAAGUUGAUUGAUGAAGUGGCCACAAAGGAUGAAUAAAAUAAAGAUGAAAAUAAAGAAAAGUAGGAUUAAAAAGUUGUAAAAUAAGGAAAAGAAAAAGAAAAAGAAAAGGAAACCUAAAAAUGAA
Molecule: messenger RNA, 708 nt
Organism: Paramecium pentaurelia
Lineage: Eukaryota; Ciliophora; Oligohymenophorea; Peniculida; Parameciidae
Source: the annotation of a GenBank genome assembly